AUGGAGGAGGAGAAGGGGCCAGUGAAGCAUAUGCUCCUAGCGAAGUUCAGGGAUGAGAUAACGACAGAGAAGGUAGAGGAACUGAUCCGUGGAUACGCUAAUUUGGUUCCUCUCAUCGAUCCAAUGAAGGCGUUCCACUGGUAAGUCUCCAUGCCUCUUCAUGUUUCCGCUCGGAUUGGGCGUUUUCGUCUCGGAAUUCUUCGAUUUUCCUCGAUGUAUUCUUCUUUUUUGGCUCUGUUUUUACUGAAGUUUGGAUCCAGAUGCAAUGCGUUUUCAGGAUAGGUUUGAGCGCCCUUGUUUUGUAAUUUCUCCGUGGAAUGUUCUGCUACUGGAGUAUCUUCUAGAGAUGACUUCGUGAUUAAUGCACAUCAGAGGCCGGUGAUCCGUGAUUUAAUUGAUCCGCGUACUGGUGUUCUCUCUUUGAUCGGUUAUCUCUGUGCUUAGGGCUGGAUGACGAAGUCAUCUGAGAUUCCCAGGGACCGCCGAUGUAUGUAGAUAUCUCCCAUUUUUUCUCUGCGUCUCCGUAACGAUAUGUUAUCGACGUUUCUGAGCAUCUGGUGUACUUUUCCAGACAGCGAUCGGAAGGAACAUGUAGAUCAUGUACAGGAAUCGUCAUCUCUAAAUCCUCAACCUGAUAUGCUCCCGUGGUUUCGGUUGUGCCCACGUGUUGGGAAAUUUUCUUCCGGAGAGAAAAUUGUAGGUUAGUGCGUUGUAGCAGGACACUCGAAAACCAAAAAUUCAUGCCAUUUGUUGCGGUGGGGAACCUAGUCAGAUCAAGCCGGAGCGACCAAGAACCAGGUUUAGAUAAUCAGAUCAGCUUAAGCUGAUCUCACCCCAGAUUGGUUGAAUCUAUACCCCACGGAAGAACGUGGGUACCAGCUCAUUCUAGCUUCGCAGUGACAACCUUGAUCGAAUGUGUAGGAUAGGUGGGAGGUGGUGACACACAACGACCAAUCCUGAAAGACCACUCUUUCGUCUAAGGAUGCCUAACCGCCGCACCGAUCAUUCGGUGGGGGCGGGACACUGCGAGGUGGGUAGUAGCCGGGAAGGGGCCUAGAAGUACCUACUACUACACCACACUACACUUGGCUCUACACAUUUACAGAGCUAACCCCUGUCCAGUGUCUGGCAGACACCAAGAAAGCCAGUGUGUAAGAACUGAAGUCUGCCAAACGGAGGGGACGAGUUCGCACAGCUCGCCAAAUGUUACCAUGAUGGAAUUAGAUUCCAUGUUUGAAUCAUUUCCAUCCACCCAAACUCCUAUUUUUUACCGACUUCAAUGUAGACGAUUCCACUCCUGAAUUUCAGGAAGAUUUGUUAAAGCAUAUAAUGUAACAGUUUCUUCCUGCCUGUUGAAAUUUAUGUGAAUGAUCGUGUCUUCGACAUCCUAUUCAGUUCGUCUGAAUUUCGCUAAGGUUCAGAGUGCCCAAAUCAGACGAUUCACCCGUUAAAAUAGACGAUUCUCCGACAACAUCCUUAAGGUAACCCCCAAAAAAGUCGAUUAUUCUCCGCUUUUAAUAAGUGAUUCCUCUUUCUAGUCUUUAUCAUCCCAUUCUCCCGUAUAAUACCCAGUGCCCUUGGGCCCCAGAUUUAGAGUGUUGCUAUAUUCGCAUUUCAAUUCUAAGCCACUUUUUUUUGGAUAUGUUAUCGUCUUGAUUGAUAGACCACCCAUAGGUACUUGAAAAAGAAAAUGAGUAUUGUCUUUUUUUGUGAAAAAGAUUUAAUAAGCUUAAAAUUGGUCAACGGAGGCUAAUGCACUAUCUCCAGACUAUCAAAGAUGAAAGAAACUCUGACUCUUUAUAGACUAAAGGAUACAAACAUAGAACUCCCUCUUUGCUUGGCUUGACCAUAUGCCCCAUUUCAGUAUUGUUGGACGAAGCAGUGCUGUGUAAGCAGGUCAGCCCCCCCCCAUUCCUUAGUGGUCACAGGGAACUCCAAAUAAUUUGAAACUCAAAACUACAUUUUUCAGAUUUAUCAAAGAACUCAAAUGAUGAUUUUUCACUAUUGAAAAUAUCAUAGUUAAUGUUCGAAAUCACUGCUUCCCUUGUUUUGAGUUUUGACUUGACACUGAAUGGAGCUCUUUGAGAUGUUCAGCAACAACAAGAAUGGAACCAUAGGCUCCUAUGCUGGGAGUUGGGAAUAGGUCUAAUCACCUAAACUCCCCGUUUCUGGCAUGCUAUAGUUCUUAUAGUCUCUCGACGACGGGAAUGGGAGAUUACCGGUAAGCCAGACGCUUCGCGAACCACCGGUACAUUUCGUUGCACUUAAAUCACCCUCGUAAAGAGGCGCACUCCAAUACCAUUGAUGUCCAAUAGCUUUUACAGUAAUAGCUGGAUCAUCUCUCUCCCCACUCUAAUAGCAAUCGCACGAAGUGAUUCCGGCAUACCAACCGAACCGCUCUUUUUGUACUGGCGCCAAACCCAUGCCACUAGGUUUCCGUUGGUCGUGCUGCGUUGAUGUAACGUGUAUUUAAGUGAUUUCAACUACAUCGAAUGAUGUUUCGAAUUAGUCAAGACUCCCCAGCCGCCUCUCUAUGGAGUUGCUUCAUUAUAUAGGUUGGCGAUUCGACUUUGAUCGUUAUGGACUGGUACCAAACGACCUAAUUUUAACAGCCAGCAGGGCUAAGAAUCUUACCACAGUCAGUGGUACCCCACGUUCUUCCGUGCUCGUAGGUUGAAUUCCCCUAUGCAUCCCGACUAAGGUAUCAUAAAGGUGCAUUUCCCUUAUGCAUCCAGCCGCUUCGCUAAUGUUUUUAGGUUAUGCGGGAGGGUUGGUUAUGUACUCUUUUGCGCGUUCCUUCUUCGAAGCUUUUUGGUAUUAUGUAUAGCCCCCUAACUAUAGAUCAGAUCCACCGGACGAGAAACUCAAUUCCGCACUGCUGCUGAGUCGUCGGACUUAUCCACCGACGGGAUUCGUGGAAUUUCAUGGGAGAGAUUCUGACACAUAUGUGGAAUUGUAAAAGACUUCAUUGUAAAUGAAAAAUAAAAGAUUAAAAAAGACAGAAGCCCACCACUCACCCGAACUUUUGAGCUGGGGCAAUCAAUCAGUCCAUUCAUUCAAUAGAGAGAUACAGAUUAAAAUAUAAAAUAAUUUUAUAUUCAUAAUAAUAACUAUUUUACCUUUAACCGUGUCCCUAAGGACCACUGUAGACUAGUUCUAAUAUGCUGAAACUAGGCAGUGGGAUGUAGGGUCUAUUUACUCAACUCUCCUAAAUGAGAACAGCUAGUGUUCCCAAGGAACGAGGAUGAACAAAGUUCGGCUAAGAAAGGUCCCCUUCUCGGGAUAGGUGGGCUCAUCCUGACUUGUUGCUUCUUUGAAGCGUAUAGGGCUGCUUGUACCCUGGUUCUGGUUUCAGCUCGAAGCGGAGAUCCGCUGACCCUACACCGUAUGCCAGACCUCUUUUUUCCGAAGUCAACAUGCUUUGUGAUCUCUUCGUCUCUCAUCUUCUCUCUUGGUGGAAAUCUCAUCCCCACUGGCCACAGAUCUCUGGCCUUCGGUGGGAUCUGAUUUGCUCGAUUGAUAAUUAUCAUCAUUUUGGAUGUGCAGAAGUAUGAAUACAUGGAAUUUCUUCAGAUAUUUCCUCAUAUAGGCAUUAAAAAUCUUGAGAAGCACUGAGAAAAAGUGCGGAAAUCAGGGGCAUCUAGACCUUCACCGAAGCUUUUGAGAAGAUCUGUCUAAUUAUUUCGAGGUCCAGCUGUUUCAUGUUGUGACGAUGGAUACUGUUGGGAACGCAGGGGAACAAAUAUGAGCAAGGAGAAUCUUCACCAAGGCUUCACUCACGUGUUCGAGUCCACCUUCGAGAGCGUUGAAGGCGUCUCAGAGUACGUCGCUCACCCCGCUCAUGUGGAAUUCGCCAACAUCUUCCUUCCUGCUCUGGAAAAGGUCAUCGUCAUCGACUACAAGCCCAAUUCUUCGAAACUCUGA
Messenger RNA from Spirodela intermedia, 3924 nucleotides. The record is from the annotation of a GenBank genome assembly. Lineage: Eukaryota; Viridiplantae; Streptophyta; Magnoliopsida; Alismatales; Araceae.